Fusarium vanettenii 77-13-4 is the source of this 879-nucleotide messenger RNA. RefSeq lists its product as uncharacterized. Lineage: Eukaryota; Fungi; Ascomycota; Sordariomycetes; Hypocreales; Nectriaceae. The transcript is spliced from 3 exons. Gene Ontology annotation, biological process: regulation of transcription by RNA polymerase II. Gene Ontology annotation, cellular component: nucleus. Bases 1 to 879 code for a protein of 292 amino acids. The record is from RefSeq and is a predicted model, not a curated record.
AUGACCAAGGAAACAUCGGGUUUGACAUAUGACGAAGAGCUUACUAGGGUCAUGCGCAUCGGAUCCAUCAUGCACAACAAGAUGGUCAAUAAAGACCCUGCUUUCAAACCUGGCGCUUAUGAUCCCGCCUUGUCGCUGGGUGCAAGGGAGGUGAUCUGGGAGGAGGGAUACGACUACGGGAAUUUGCCAUCUCGCCUGGAUAUAAACGGGAGCGGUUCUGACGAGGCAUACCACACCGCUUGCUGUCUGCCUGAAGAGGAACCCGUGACUGGCACCCUGAAUCCGCGAAUGCUCGAAGAUCCUGCAUUUCAAGGGAACCCUACCGAUCCCAAACAUUACGGAUACACGGCCAAUGUAUCUUUCUUUCCUCGAAAUCACUUGUCCCCCGACGUCCUAAACCCACAAUCCCUUGUUCAUGAUCCGAUGGAGCGGGGGAGCGCUUCUCUCCCUACUGGCUAUUGUACUCAGGAUGGAAACCCCGACGCUUCCAAAACAGAUUCCAAUUCAACAACAAAUGCUGCUUCGAAGCCCAAGACGAAGUCGAAAAAAAGCUCAUCAUCAAAAACCAGGAAGGGGCCAGUCAAAUGCGAGUUCGCUGGUUGUGACCAGGUCUUCCUAAGGCCUACUGAACUUCAUAAACAUCAUCGCACGCAUGUUCCUCCGGUACCAUGUAAAGCAGGCUGCGGGAAAGUUUUCCAAUGGAACGAUGCCAUGUUUCGCCACGUCCGACUUGAACACAGGACAUUUGCGGACGACCCGAAUAAUGGAAUUCCUCCCGAUGGAGGAGAGUGCCCUUAUUCUGACUAUGACGAGACAUUCACUCGAGACGACAACCGCAAACGGCACAUUGAUAAGCAACAUCUUCAGAGAAGAUCGUGA